Messenger RNA from Nicotiana tabacum (common tobacco), 1127 nucleotides. RefSeq names its product cytokinin riboside 5'-monophosphate phosphoribohydrolase LOG3. NCBI's taxonomy places the organism in Eukaryota, Viridiplantae, Streptophyta, Magnoliopsida, Solanales, Solanaceae. Gene Ontology annotation, cellular component: cytosol; nucleus. The record is from RefSeq and is a predicted model, not a curated record. Gene Ontology annotation, biological process: cytokinin biosynthetic process. Gene Ontology annotation, molecular function: hydrolase activity, hydrolyzing N-glycosyl compounds.
UUUGGCACACACGUAUAUGUGAAGAAAAAAAAAUGCCUAUAGUCUGUGUUUUUCUGCCUCUAUAAAUAUAUAUUGAGAGUUCAUUUGCAAAAGGGUGUAACACAGCUAAAAGUUUGUUUCUUUGAAUUUGGCUUAGGCAAAAACAAAAAGGGGGUCUUUUUGUAGGAAACAGAGUUAAUAGAAAGGAUAAAACUUUAAAGAAAUGGAGAGGGAGAUGAUCAGUGAUGUGAUGGUAGUAUCAAAAUUCAAGAGGAUUUGUGUGUUUUGUGGGAGUAGUCAAGGCAAGAAGAGUAGUUAUCAAGAUGCUGCCAUUGAGCUUGGCAAUGAAUUGGUCUCAAGAAACAUUGAUUUGGUCUAUGGUGGAGGCAGCAUAGGCCUAAUGGGUUUGGUUUCACAAGCAGUUCAUGAUGGUGGUAGGCAUGUUAUUGGAGUUAUUCCCAAGACACUCAUGCCUAGAGAGUUAACUGGUGAAACAGUAGGAGAAGUGAAGGCAGUUGCAGAUAUGCAUCAAAGGAAAGCAGAAAUGGCUAGGCAUUCUGAUGCUUUUAUUGCCUUACCAGGUGGUUAUGGCACACUUGAGGAGCUACUUGAAGUGAUUACAUGGGCACAACUUGGCAUCCACGAUAAGCCGGUAGGAUUGCUGAAUGUGGAUGGAUAUUACAAUUCAUUAUUGUCAUUUAUUGACAAAGCUGUGGAGGAAGGGUUCAUUAGUCCCAAUGCUCGCGAGAUCAUUGUAUCUGCACCAACAGCGAAGGAGCUGGUCAAGAAACUGGAGGAAUAUGUUCCUUGCCACGAACAAGUUGCUUCCAAAUUGAGCUGGGAGAUGGAGCAGCUUGGCUAUCCGCAAGCAGAAGAAAUGGCGCGGUGAAAAAAGAAUGGAAUUGCAGCAUAGAAGUGUGCAUUAGGAAUUGAAAAUAUCAAACUGGAAGAAGCUAACUUGAAUGAAAUUCUUAAUUUUUGUUGUGUGGGGGAUACUUUUUUUUGUAAAUCAAUCUAGAAAUGACAGACCGCAGCAUAUGUCCUAUUCUCCCUUCACAUGGAAAUGUCCUUAUUUUACUGUAAGCUGUAACUACUAAGAUGCAUAUGGACUUCCCUUUUAAUGUCAACUUACCAAGCUUUUCUUUUUG